Messenger RNA from Hippopotamus amphibius kiboko, 1715 nucleotides. It is a transcript of the gene RUSF1, whose product is annotated as RUS family member 1. NCBI's taxonomy places the organism in Eukaryota, Metazoa, Chordata, Mammalia, Artiodactyla, Hippopotamidae. The record is from RefSeq and is a predicted model, not a curated record. The coding region runs from base 269 to 1675 and encodes 468 amino acids. The transcript is spliced from 13 exons.
GGUACCUCCAGGGCUCUGCGGGCCAAAGGGCCCCCGCGGCCCCAGACGAGAUGCUACAAAGAACCAGGACUGGGAUCAGCCCCGAGGGAUCGAGGCGGGGUCGGGAGGUUGGAAAGGAACCAUCGGGUUCCCGCGCUGGCUGAAGGAGGACGCAGAGGCCGGAGUCCCUUUCGCGCAGGGAGAUUGCCCCUCGGCAGCCGCCGUAGGCGAGCCGGAAGUGCCGUCUGGCCACGUUUCUCUUCCCGCGAACUGAAGGGAGGGAUCCAGGAUGGCCGACGUCGCCAGGCGUGAGACCCCACUGUGCUCAGAGCAAUUCGGCUCCGGGGCGGCCAGGGGCUGCCGCGCCGCCGCCGACGGGAGCCUGCAGUGGGAGGCCUGGGGGCGGCACUGGUGGGGGUUCUCCGGGGCCUUCACAGCGAAACCCGGAGGACGAGAUGGGGGCGAGGGGGCGGCUCCCAGGACUGCCUCCCCACCUCUCUCCCGGCUCCUGGCCGUCUUCCUGCCUCAGGGCUUCCCCGAUAGCGUCAGCGCGGACUAUCUGCCCUACCAGCUGUGGGAUUCCGUGCAGGCCUUUGCUUCCAGCCUCUCGGGCUCCCUGGCCACCCACGCAGUCUUGCUGGGCAUAGGGGUAGGGAACGCAAAAGCCUCUGUUUCAGCUGCCACGGCCACCUGGCUCGUGAAAGAUUCAACUGGCAUGCUGGGCCGCAUCGUCUUUGCCUGGUGGAUGGGGAGCAAAAUGGACUGUAAUGCCAAGCAGUGGAGGCUUUUUGCCGACAUCCUCAAUGACGUAGCCAUGUUCCUCGAGAUUAUGGCUCCCAUAAUUCCCAUCUGUUUCACCAUGACCAUCUGCAUCAGCAACCUGGCCAAGUGCAUUGUGGGCGUGGCUGGUGGGGCCACUCGGGCCGCCCUGACGGUGCAUCAGGCCCGGAGAAACAACAUGGCCGAUGUGUCAGCCAAGGACGGCAGCCAGGAGACGCUGGUAAGCCUGGCAGGGCUCCUGGUCAGCCUCUUGAUGCUUCCCCUGGUGUCAGAUCACCCUAGCUUAAGCCUCAGCUGUUUCUUCUUCCUCACUGCCCUCCACAUCUACGCCAACUACCGGGCAGUCCGGGCCCUUGUCAUAGAGACCUUGAAUGAAGGCCGGCUCUGGCUGGUCCUGAAGCACUUCCUUCAGCGGGGAGAGGUUCUUGGCACCACUCCAGCCAAUCAGAUGGAGCCACUGUGGACAGGUUUCUGGCCAUCUCUGUCUCUAUCCCUGGGGGUCCCUCUACACCGUGUGACUUCCAGUGUCUUUGAGCUGCAACAGCUGGUGGAGGGGCACCAAGAACCCUACCUCCUUCGCUGGGACCAGUCACGAAACCAGGUGCAGGUUGUCCUGAGCCAGACGGCAGGCCCUGAGACCAUUCUAAGGGCCGCCACUCACGGGCUGGUGCUUGGAGCCCUGCGGGGAGAUGGACCCCUCCCACAAGAGCUGGAGGAACUGAGGAAACAAGUACAGGCUGGUCCUGAGAAAGAGAGCUGGGUCAUCGUCAGGGAGACCAACCAAGUGUUGGACAGGCUGUUCCCAAAGUUCUUGAAAGGACUGCAGGAUGCGGGCUGGAGGACUGAGACACACCAGCUGGAGGUAGAUGAGUGGAGGGCCACAUGGUUCCUGUGUCCAGAAAAGAAGGUCUUGUGAGCAGUCCAGCCAGAGGCGCAGGUCCCAGGACAGGAGCCUG